Suncus etruscus (white-toothed pygmy shrew) is the source of this 1299-nucleotide messenger RNA. RefSeq names its product prostaglandin D2 receptor (gene PTGDR). Gene Ontology annotation, cellular component: plasma membrane. The transcript has 4 exons. The record is from RefSeq and is a predicted model, not a curated record. Bases 1 to 1299 code for a protein of 432 amino acids. Gene Ontology annotation, molecular function: prostaglandin D receptor activity. NCBI's taxonomy places the organism in Eukaryota, Metazoa, Chordata, Mammalia, Eulipotyphla, Soricidae. Gene Ontology annotation, biological process: G protein-coupled receptor signaling pathway; positive regulation of cytosolic calcium ion concentration; inflammatory response.
AUGCGCCUGUCGUUCUACUCCUGUCACAACAUAACCUCGGUGCAGAAGGGAAGCACGGUGGCCUUUAGCUUGGUGCUCUUCGUCGGGGGCCUCGUGGGCAACCUCUUGGCGCUGGGCUUGCUGGCGCGCUCGGGGCUGGGGUCGUGCCCGCCGCGCCAGCAGCGCUCGCCGCCGUCGGUCUUCUACGUGCUGGUGUGCGGGCUGACCGUCACCGACUUGCUGGGCAAGUGUGUGGUGAGCUCCUUCGUGCUGAACGCUUACGCGCAGAACCGCAGCCUCCAGGGGCUGGUGAGCGACAGCUCCCUGUGCCAAACCUUCGCCUUCUUCAUGACCUUCUUCGGGCUCGUCUCCACCAUGCAGCUGCUGGCCAUGGCCCUCGAGUGCUGGCUCUCCAUCGGGCAUCCUUUCUUCUACCGACGGCACAUCACCCGGCGCCGGGGCGCGCUGGUGGCUCCCUCGGCGGGCGCCUUCUGCCUGGCUUUCUGCGCUCUGCCCUUCGCGGGCUUUGGGAAGUUCGUGCAGUACUGCCCGGGCAGCUGGUGCUUCUUCCAGAUGGUGGACGAGGAGCGAUCGCCGGUGGUGCUGGGCUAUUCGGUGCUCUACGCCAGCCUGAUGGCGCUGCUGAUCCUCGCCAUCGUGCUGUGCAACCUGAGCGCCAUGCGCAGCCUCUACGCCAUGCACCGGCGCUUGCGAAGGCUCCCGCGCUGUCGCCUCGGGGACCCGCGCGUCCAGUGCACGGCGGGCGUGAGCGAGGCGGCCUCGCAACCCCUGGAGGAGAUGGAUCACCUGCUGCUGCUGGGGCUCAUGACUGUGCUCUUCACCAUGUGCUCCCUGCCUUUAGUCUUUCGGGCUUACUAUGGAGCAUUUAUAAACGACCACAAGAAAAAUGAGUCCUAUGAAGUAGAUGACCUCCUCGCCUUGCGUUUAUUCUCAGUGAUCUCUAUUGUGGACCCAUGGAUUUUCAUCAUUUUUAGAACAUCAGUAUUUCGGAUGUUUUUCCACAAGAUCUUCAUAAGGCCUCUUUCAUACAGACAUUGGAACAAUCAUUCCUGCCGAACAAAAAUGGAAUCCAGGGAAAAGGUGAAAUGCUGGCGACCAAUUAAAGUAACCCAGAGUACAAACCCGCGCGCUUGGAGCCCCGGACCUGUUGUGGAUUCUGCACAAACCCUGCAAGUGCCCCCGAGCUUCCUACACGCCCUCAGCUUGAGCGCCUGGAAAGCCACAUACCGCGCCCUAGCUAGCCACCGACUGCCGUGCAGCAAGGCGCGCUCCUGCCCGGGAACCGUCGAUGGCUCUUAA